CGGAAGGUUGAAAGAGACCCCCGCCCCCUCUCCGUCGGCUGCUGCUUUUGCUUCGCGUCUUGGGUAGCGACGAGAGCAGCGGCGGCCAUGAACGGAUUCGGCGCUGGGGCGUCCUCGCUUCAGAGAGGCGGAGGCAGCAGCACCAGCGGCGGCGGCGGCGGAGAAACGCUGGAAAAGAUCGACAUGUCUCUGGACGACAUAAUUAAGUUGAACAAGAGAGAAGAGAGGAAGCACAACGCUCCCAAGAUGAAGCGUGGCCUCCCGCAGAACGGCCCACGACAGUUCCGGAUGCGCAGGACGAAGUGGGGAAUUCAAGACUAUCCAGAAUUCCUGAGCCAGCCACAACUUCCUAUUACUUUCCCUUAUUGGGCCAGCCCUGCAAUAAACAACACAAGGAUAGGUCGUGAUGAAUGGCUUGCUCUAUUUUACAGGCCGAGCAUCCAGUCCCUUUCCACCAGAAUCGGGAAUAAAUUAUACCAGCAGAAAGAUACGCGCCAAGCGACUUUCCUUUUUCGGCGGGGCCUGAAGGUACAAGCACAAGUACAUCCGGAAUGUGACCACAGAAACCAGGGAACCAAACACCCAUGGCGAACAUCUACGAGAAACGGAGGGAUUUUGACUAUUUCCAUUGACAAUCCUGGAGCUGUUCUCUCUCCAAUCUCUUUGAAACCGAGACUCCCCAGCAAUCUCAUACCCCCCUUUCUCCUGAAGAAGGAGCCGUCGGAAGAGAAGAAGGUCCCCAAAGGCGUCCCUUUGCAAUUCGACAUCAACAGUGUCGGGAAGCAGACCAGCAUGACCCUCAACGAACGCUUCGGCAUCCUGAAGGAACAAAGGACAGCUCUGGCUCAGAACAAGGGCACCCGUUUUGUGACGGUGGCCUAGAAGAGACCCCUCCCCUCCGAAGGAGCUGGAAAGACUCUGAUCCAGAAGUUGUGGCAGAUGUUCCGACUCUUGUGUCAAGACCCCGAAGGAGAUGAAUCCUUCCCCCACUCCCCUCUUCAUUUACCACCCUUACUUUACACCGGGACGUCCAACCUUGAGUGCUUUAAGGCUUCUGGACUUCAAUCCCCAGAAUUCCCCUGCCACCUGUGGGAAUUGAAGUCCACAACACUCUCUUUUUUUUUUCAAUCCAAAGUUGUUGUUUUUUAAUUUUUUAAUACAACUUUACACAUAUUAUAGAAAAAAAGGGUUGAGCGGAUCUUUCCUUUUGACGUCUUCUCCUUUACCUAAUCCAUUUUGCAUCGUAGCUUUGUUUUCACUUUCAGCCAAAUUAUUAUUUUCCAUUUUUUUAUACUCAUUUUUUUUCUUAGUACAUAAAGGAUAUCUUCAAUUGCCCCUUUCAAAAACUGCACCAAAUUAUCGUUUCAUAUUUCUCUAUUGGUCUAUUUUACCAUAAACAAUAUCUAUCCUCCAAUUAAGUUUUAACAUAGAGAGCAUUUCUUUCAUUUUUUUCUACAAUUAACAAUAUACUAUAAUUUCUUCCAUUUCUUAAUUAGUUACAGAGCAAUACCAAUCAUACUACUCUUCCCUUUAAUCUACUUAUGCAACUCUUCCCCCCUCCCCUUUCUUCCUCUUAUCCAUUUUCUCUUGGGCUCUCAAGAAUUCCACUUUUAAUCCUUUU
Messenger RNA from Thamnophis sirtalis, 1621 nucleotides. The record is from RefSeq and is a predicted model, not a curated record. NCBI's taxonomy places the organism in Eukaryota, Metazoa, Chordata, Lepidosauria, Squamata, Natricidae.